Messenger RNA from Penicilliopsis zonata CBS 506.65, 590 nucleotides. RefSeq lists its product as hypothetical. The coding region runs from base 235 to 534 and encodes 99 amino acids. The record is from RefSeq and is a predicted model, not a curated record. Lineage: Eukaryota; Fungi; Ascomycota; Eurotiomycetes; Eurotiales; Aspergillaceae. The transcript has a single exon.
AAAUGGCCGUACUGUCGAAGACCAAGACCAGCCCCGAUUCCAAGGCACAGGUCAAACUUUGCGUGGAAAGAAGAAGGACCUUGGAGGAUCCGCAACACCUACGUCGGGCAGUGAAGCUGAAAACCAAAAGAGCAAGGACCCCGACUCCAAGUCUGGUGGACGUACGCUAGGGCGCUCCUCUCGACGCUAAUCGCAGGCUAGCUUGACGAAGAUAGUGCCGUUGAUGGCGCGAGAAUGACCACCUUUCUUAUUUCCUUACAAAUGGGGCUUCACGCCCCUGCUCACGGGCAUAGCGAGGGUAGAAUGGCGUUAUCGGUGGUUUUUUUUUUCUCUUUAGGUUUUCUCUGGAGUUCUUGGGCUCUGUUUCCGAUUCGAAAUGAAGAUCAACCGUUCUACCAGACAAUUCGAAUGGCACCCGAACCGAGGAAAAUGCCUUCGGGCUUGAUGAACUCGCGCAUUCCCCCGGCAGUCUUCAUUUCAUGGGGCCAAGCUUACACUACCCCUGGAAUGAUCGUACGAGAACUUCUUCAUUAGCUGGGAGAACGCCAUGAUGGAUUUAUCUUUCACGAGACGUAUCAUUCUACUGAAUU